Messenger RNA from Thalassophryne amazonica, 4609 nucleotides. RefSeq names its product protein phosphatase 1, regulatory subunit 37 (gene ppp1r37). The coding region runs from base 248 to 4027 and encodes 1259 amino acids. The record is from RefSeq and is a predicted model, not a curated record. The transcript has 13 exons. NCBI's taxonomy places the organism in Eukaryota, Metazoa, Chordata, Actinopteri, Batrachoidiformes, Batrachoididae. Gene Ontology annotation, molecular function: protein binding.
GAAACAGGUCUCACAUCUGUCUUAACUUUUGUUUAUGCUGACAUAUGUGCUCUUUAGUUCAAAUCAAGUUACCCUCAAAAGGCAUAUUUUCUGACUACUUAACUAUAGAUUUAAAAAAGGGGCCAGAUCAGGUGCAAAUCUCUUUGAGAGGAAAAACAGCAAUUACCAAGUUGCACACUGGCUUAGUUACUGUUAAAUCCAGACUGUCUGGCACAGUUAAAGACUCCGUUUCACUGGAAAUGAAAACAUGAAUGUCGAAGAGCAGCCUCUUGAUUUGAGCAUUGUUAAGACAAAAAUUAACGUGGAUGACGAUCGCAACAAUACCAGCAUUGCGCAAGGCGUUAUUGCCCGGAUCGCCGAUCUGAGGACAGACAGCGAUACAGGUAAUCCAAACAAUGUUCCCACGCAGGCCUCGAAAACAUACCUGAUGCCUCAUCUCAGUGACAACCUCCAGGAGGCUGAUGAAGGCAACCAGCAGGGAAAACACACACUGGAUGUUGAUGAAGUCAACGGAAAUGAAAGGAGUGUCUGCAACACCCCAGCAAUAACAAGUCCCUCCAACUUGAUUUUUAUUAAUGAGGCGCAGGACAUGUGUGAUACUAGGGUGGAGGAAAUGAAAGACAAUAAGGACGCUGGACUUGCAAAGUUAGGUGUGGAAGAUGGAGACGAUGGUGGGGACAUGGACAUUGGUGUGGAUCUCAGUCUCGAUGAGAGUGGGGUGUUAGACGCCGAGUUAGUAAAUGCUAGCUCCAUAUCAGAAAACACUUUAGAUGUUAUUUGUACUGAGCCAGAGCCCACGUCUCAGGAUGUUCCGGCUGGGAACACGGUGGGCACCCACUCAGAUGCUUCUGCCACAGAUCAGACUGUGCUUUACCCCUCAGUGCAGGAGGCGGAUGAUAAACAUAAGCCCAGCGGCAAAAGGGUGACGUUUCCUUCAGAUGAGGAUAUUGUCUCUGGAGCAGUGGAGCCAAAAGACCCCUGGAGACAUGCUCAAAAUGUGACAGUGGAGGAAAUCCUUACCGCUUACAAAGAGGCCUGCCAGAAGCUCAACUGUAAAGCCAUUCCCAAAGUGCUCAAACAGAUACAGGAACUGAAAGACUUGACACAGCGAAAUGAGUGUUUAGAUCUAAAAGGUGAGAAACUGGACUACCAAAACAUGCGAGUCUCUGGAAGAGAUUUGAAGCGAGUCCAGUUUAAAGUGGUAGACCUGGAGCAGACCAGUCUGGAUGAGGAUGGUGCAUCCGCACUGUUCGACAUGAUUGAGUACUACGAGUCAGCCACGCAUCUCAACAUCUCCUUCAACAAGCACAUUGGCACGCGGGGAUGGCAGGCUGCAGCUCACAUGAUGAGAAAGACAAGCUCUUUGUUAUACCUGGAUGCUCGUAACACUCCUCUGUUGGACCACUCAGCUCCCUUUGUAGCACGAGCACUCCGGAUCAGUGGCAGUCUGACGGUCCUUCACCUGGAGAAUGCUAGUCUGUCUGGGAGACCCCUCAUGUUGCUGGCAACUGCUCUGAAGAUGAACAUGAAUCUGCGGGAGUUAUACCUGGCAGACAACAAGCUGAAUGGCCUGCAGGAUUCAGCCCAACUUGGCAACCUGCUAAAAUUCAACUAUAACAUCCAGAUCCUGGAUCUGCGCAACAACCACAUCCUCGACUCCGGUUUGGCCUAUUUGUGUGAGGGACUAAAAGAGCAGAGGAAAGGCCUCAUCACUUUGGUGCUAUGGAGCAAUCAGCUCACCCACAAUGGCAUGGGCUACCUCGCUGCCGCACUGCCAUGCACUCAGAGUCUGGAGACUCUUAAUCUGGGCCAUAAUUUGGUUGGAAACGAAGGAGUACACAAGCUGAAAGACGGGCUGAUCACCAACCGCUCUGUGCUCAGGCUGGGCCUCGCGUCCACCAAGCUGUCAUGUGAAGGAGCUGUAGCUGUGGCUGAAUUCAUCGCUGAGAGUCCCAGAUUGCUGCGUCUUGACCUUCGAGAGAAUGAGAUCAAAACGGGCGGGCUGAUGGCUCUGUCACUCGCCCUGAAAGUCAACACAUCUCUGCUGCGGCUCGAUCUGGACCGGGAGCCCAAGAAAGAAACUGUAAAGAGCUUCAUUGAGACCCAACGUGCACUACUCACCGAAAUCCAGAAUGGCUGCAAGAGGAACUUUAUCUUGGCCAAGGAGAAAGAGGACACAGAGCAGAAGAUGAGACAGUCGGCAUCCAUGGCUGAAAUCGCAACAGAAGAUGGAACCACAGAAGAAGAAGUGCCACCAUCAGUGGAGCAACGGGACGAAGAAGGAGCUAGUAAAGGUGAAACAACAGAGACUGAAGAACAGAUGAGCAGUCAUUCAGGAGAAAGCCCCGAGGCAAACAUACCUGAAAAAGUGGUAGAGUCUGAUUCGGACACUGAGGAGGAGGAGGACGACGAGGAGGUUAUAUCAAAGCCCCCAGCUGCAGCAAACUCUUGCUGUCAUUUGGACCAGACUGUUCCUUCAGCCCCCAGUGUUGCCACACAGCCCGUCCUCAGUGUUUCCCAUAGGUCCCCAUCCUCAUCCACCUCACCUGCUCAUGGAAAAAAUGUCAGUCCUGGAAUCACUGUCACAGAAUCUCCAGCUCCCCCUGGAACCCCUUCAUCCCCGGGGCGCUGCAUAUCUGUCUCAAGUCCAGGGCGAGGACACAAGAUCUUCAUGGUAACUCGUGUAGAAAGCCCCCCGGAACAGCAGGCACAGAACGAUCACACACAGACAAUUAUGCCUGAUGUUCUUACUAAGAAGGUCACAGAGACACCUACAGGUGCCGCCCCAACAAAGCAGUCGCACUCUUUGCCCACAACUCAGUCUAGCAACAACAUCAGGACCCGAGCAGACCAGUCUCAGCCCCAAACAUCUACACAGACACAGCUGACAACAACGACUCUGCAGACGGACUGUGACAUGACAGAGCAGAGUACUGAAGCACACUUAGAGUCCAAACUGUCAACCCCACAGAUCCACACACUAGAACCACAGUCUGCAAAGCCAAGUCAGCCCUCAAAGGAUGGGCUAUCUAGCACUUUAGAUCCAGAAGAGACAAAUCCAAGUCUGCAAUCACGAGCACCACCUCCCAUUUCUUUUGUGAAGGUGCAGGCUGACACAUUUCAGUUCACUGAGGAGGUAACGGAGAAAAGCCAACAGCCAGAAUGUGCACAUGUAGAACAGCAGCUUUAUGGAGGAAAGCUUGGGGUGGAGGGCUAUAAGGAUGUUCUGGAGGGAUGGGUGGUCUCGCCACAUAAUGCAGGAGGAGAAAGGGCGCCAAGUCAAGGUCAGAUCACCAUUUCAGUAGAAGGAACGCCACAGACAAACAUCACACAGCUGCAUCCAUUAUCAUCGGCACUAAUUCAGAUACAGAACGAGUCAGAAUCAGAGUCAGGGGAGCCAAAGACCCAGUCACCAAACCACAUGUGGCUCAUGGAUGAGGUACUAACACAAUCGGAGAACACGCAAUCACCAGCUAUCCUGACUGAAAUCAGCAAAGCCAGGGUGAAUGUGACGGAGAGGGGGGACACCCAGCAAAACCAUGAAGGACCAAGUCCAAAACCACCCACGGGACAGCAGCAGAUAGAGCCGGGCAAAAAAGAAGCAGCGCAGUGUGUUCUUUCUGAUCAACUGGGGCUCUGUGACUCCCAAGGACAAUCACGGGGUUCUAAUCCCCGAGCGGGGGAAACCUCAUCAAGUCUCAAGCCAUCUGUAUCUUUGCCGGGCUUCGCCAAGCCUCCGGCUCCUUUAGAACUGAGCCGGACCUCCCCGUUCAGCAUAGAGGAUUCACACGACGAGAGCUCUACAGACGAAGGAGAAUCUUUAGAGGAGGUUGCAGACAUGGAGCAGGAGGUCUUGGGUUCUGCUCUGCCUAAUGGCCUGAAGCCCGAGUUCUCCCUCCACCUUCUCGAUCCUGAAACUCCCAAGCCAAGCAGCUGUGUGAUUGAGCACGUAAGUGUCAGCUGUGGGCAACAGCUCGAGGAGCUGCUGCUCGAAGCCAGUUUGGAAAUGGGGAGAGAUGCACCAUGAGUUUUAAAAGGCACUGAGGACAUGAGGAGGAAACGGUGCUCAGUUUGUCUUCUACAAGACUAGUGGACCUCCACUGGAUUCAUGCCCCCACCCCACACACACACACACAAAAACACCAACCCUUCCUACAUUCUCACAGACAUGAUCUUUCCUCUGAUGACUGAAGGCCGGUCGUGACAGUUUACUCUCUCCACAGGAAAAUAUGUGAAGACCGACAACGUCACUUUUUUUUUUUUCUAAAUCCACACUACGUCACCCACUGACACGUGCAUACAUGCACACUGACUCGGCAAAAGAUAGAGAAACUUUAAAAUAAAAUAAAAACUCUAAUCGUUACAUUCUGUCGAUCUGAAAACAGCCGCCUGUGAGCAGAUAGAAGAGACGCAGAGUGAAACCAGGAGGAUGAGACAUUAACCAAAGAGAGACCUUUAUCACACUUCCACUCGCUUUGUUCUUCUUCUUUUUCUAAUUGAUUUUCUUUGUAAUUUGAGUUUGCUUUUUGACUCUUUUUUUUUUUUCUUUGUCUUUUUUUCCUUCCACACAUUUUCAGUUAGUCACCUGUAAAAGCUGGUCAGCAACACU